Molecule: messenger RNA, 1466 nt
Organism: Theobroma cacao (cacao)
Lineage: Eukaryota; Viridiplantae; Streptophyta; Magnoliopsida; Malvales; Malvaceae
Product: structural molecules protein
Biological process (GO): protein localization to Golgi apparatus; Golgi to plasma membrane protein transport; Golgi to endosome transport
Cellular component (GO): trans-Golgi network; Golgi membrane
Source: RefSeq, a predicted model, not a curated record
UCUUCAAUCCCUCGCCAAAGUUGCAGCGCAGUGGAGGCUGGAGCCGAGCAAAGCAAAAGAAGAAAAAAACCUUUAUACUAAUAUGAAAAGAAGUUUUAUGAAAUAAAAAUUGCAGAAUUGUUUCAGGUUUGCGGCUCCCUAACCUCUCCCGUGUAUCGAUCUCGGCGAUUCCCUCCUUGAAAGGGCCUUUCAGAUUCGGGUUUGUUUAUCUCGGGACUCACUGAUUCACCAGAUCCGAGCCCGCCAAGUCUCAUUUCUGGGUACACUGAAAAUGAAACCUCAAAGUCAAUUUUAGCAUUGAAAUUUUCUUUUUCAAAAACUGGGUUUUCCUUUAACUUCGUAAAGCUCCACCCUGGCAACCAACGUUUUGGCUUUGAUCCUUUUAAUUUCCUGAGAAUUGGGUGUCGAAGAGAAUAUUUCAAAGCAAUUAGUUUUUUAGGAUCUGAUGCUUGGGUAGAAGGAAAAUUUAGUAUCCUUUUGAAGAAUUGGUUUGGAAAUUCUUUGGAUUUUUGUUGAUCUGGGGGUCUUCGGAAUUUGAAGAGGUAUUUUAAUUGUAGUCAUGUUCUAUGGUGCGGUGGUAUGGGACCCUUGGCUUAUUGUAGCCCAAAUUGUUUGCCUUCAAUGUUUAUACUACCUCAGUCUUGGAGUCUUCUUGUCCUUUCUUGUGGGCACUCGUGUUUCUCGAAUGAGUUUGGUCUAUUUCUUUGACUUUGCUACUGUUACUACCUCUACUGUUACUGGCUGGUGUGUUAUUGCUUCAUUCCUGCUCAGCUCUAUAGCAGGAGCUGGGUACAUGCUUUAUCUGAUUGAAAGGGCAAAAAAGUGCUUAGAUUUUUCAGCCACACUCUAUAUUAUUCAUCUUUUUAUAUGCAUCGUAUAUGGAGGUUGGCCUUCCUCAGUAACAUGGUGGGUUGUGAAUGGUAUUGGAGUUGCAGUGAUGGCUUUGCUAGGUGAAUAUCUAUGUAUUAGACGGGAACUGAGAGAGAUUCCCAUAACGCGAUACCGAUCAAAUGUUUGACUGACGAAGAAUCAGGUUGGAAGAAAUUUCUUGUGGGAUUAAAAUUCUUUGUUUUCCACUGCUUUGGAGGAGCUGAAAGGCUUAAAUUUUUAGAUGCCAAACCUAAUUUUCAAUGAGAAAGAACUAGCUUAAGUUAUGGAAUAUAUUUCAGUGCUUCUGGAGAUUGUAGUGAAGUGCUUCUGAGAUUGAUACGGAGCAACCAUAAAAGUUUGGGAUAGUGGUGCCUAAGUGAUAUGAAGCUGGAGCACAUAAGGCUAGGUAUGCAUUUGUACGAGGGAAAUACAAAUGUACAACUAUAGGUGACUUUGAGAAAGAUUAUACAUUGCAUCUGAUACUGCUUUCUGAUUUUAUCUGCAUAGUUAAUUAGUUUUUCAUUCUUUAAUACAAUUGUUUGGUUGUGUUUGUUUAGGUCUGCAUAUGAUUUGAGAAAUUUGGGGUUAAUCUAAAA